Messenger RNA from Paramecium sonneborni, 782 nucleotides. NCBI's taxonomy places the organism in Eukaryota, Ciliophora, Oligohymenophorea, Peniculida, Parameciidae. The record is from the annotation of a GenBank genome assembly.
AUGGCAGUAUAUACAUAAAAUGUAUUAUAUGCUGAAUCAAUAAAUUUGUAAGAGGGUAAAAAAGUAUUUGGUGAAACAAUAUUUUUUGGUUUAACAAGAGAGGAAUUAGAUGAAACAUAUUUAACAUUGAAAUUAACAGAGGAAGAUUUGGAGCAAAGAAUAUUAAGGUUGCAGAUAAGAUUGAUUGGACAAAAGAAGGAGCAGUAACAGAUGUAAAAGAUUAAGGUUAAUGUGGUUCAAGUUGCAGGAGUAUUAGAAGGUUACUUCUUUACAACAAGUUGUAAAUUAAUAAAAUUUAUUAGAUUUUUCAACAUUCUAAGAUUUAAAUUUUUGUUGCAAUGGUGGUCUUCUAUAUAGAGCUUUUUUAUAUAUUAAAAGAAGUGCUAUAACAACUAGAGCUACUUAUCCAUAUUUAUUAUAUUUAUAUUAAUAUUUAGACUUGUGUUUAGGGAUCUUGUAGAAUUAAAAGAGAUGCUUAUCAUAUUAAGGGAGCUGUUUAAUUAGAAGCUACAGAAGCAGCUUUAAUUAAAUUUCUUAAUGUUGGACUAGUUUCAGUGGGUGUUGAUGCUUCAGAUUGGUAAUAUUAUAAUCCAGUAACAUGAAGAAUCUUUGAUAAUUGUGAAAAGAAUUUAAAUCAUGCUGUUUUAGCUGUUGGUAAUGUUAAAGAUUCAUUCAAAAAUUAAGAAUUCAUGGGAUACUGAAGGGGAGAUAGAGUUUAUAUCUAUUUAACUAGAAGUGAUAAUACUUGUGGAGUUUAUAAUACUUAUGUUAUUGUUGUUUGA